Rhinolophus ferrumequinum (greater horseshoe bat) is the source of this 2993-nucleotide messenger RNA. RefSeq names its product zinc finger MYM-type containing 5 (gene ZMYM5). The coding region runs from base 376 to 2355 and encodes 659 amino acids. Lineage: Eukaryota; Metazoa; Chordata; Mammalia; Chiroptera; Rhinolophidae. The record is from RefSeq and is a predicted model, not a curated record. Gene Ontology annotation, molecular function: zinc ion binding. The transcript has 10 exons.
GGCGGGCGGGGCCUUCCCGGGCUCGGCCGCGCCGCCGCCUUCUCCGCCUCCUCCUGCUCACCAGCGCUAAACCCGGGACAGGACCGAGCGGAGUUGUGCGCGUUGCCGAAGGGGGUGGGUCGGGGGAGGGGAGAUUCGUUCCGCGGAGCCGCAGCCAGAACCGGGACCAGGAAUCACCUUUAGGCCAGCCUGGUGAAACUUUGGCAGAAAUUAAGGACGCAGACAUCGCUUUUAAUUUUCUCUUUGCUGUUGGGUUCUGAAAAAAAUCUACUGACUCUUCUGUUGUUUUAAGAUACUGCGUUUUCAACAAUGUCGAGACAAGACCGACCCUCCACCAACAAAAAGAUGACUUGCUGAAGGCUCAGGUGCUCUGGCAUGGAUAAAUGCUCAAUGGGAGGAUUACACUUGACUGAACAGACUCCUGUUUUAUUAGAGAGUAAAAUGAUGGCAGCUAGUCUCAUGGACGUAGGAAAUUCAUUUGGUGGCUCAACUAGUCCUUUAGUCAGUAGAUCUAGAAACUCAUCGGUGGAGGAGGAUGACGAUGAUGUUGUAUUUAUUGAAUCUAUACAACCUCCAAUUUCUGCUCCAGCAAUAGCUGAUCAAAGAAAUUUUACAUAUACUUCAUCAAGAAAUGAAAAGCUACAAGGAAACUAUUCCACAAUUCUUCCUUCCACAAGAGAUUUGGCUUCUCAGAACGGAAAUAUAAGUGAGACAAUUGUUAUUGAUGAUGAAGAGGACAUAGAAACAAAUGGAGAGGAAAAGAAAAAUUCUUCCAGUUUUAAUGAAUGUGGACUUCCUGAAACUAAAAACAGAACCAAAGAUUUGGAUUUCUCCACUUCCAGUCUUUCAAGAAGUAAGACCAAGACUGGAGUAGGACCUUUUAAUCCUGGUAGAAUGAAUGUGGCAGGAGAUGAAUUUCAGAAUGGAGGACUUGCAACUCACCAUAGUCCUGAUUCUUGGAUCUCCCAGUCAGCAUCAUUUCCCCGUAAUCAGAAACAGCCAGGGGUGGAUUCUUUAUCACCAGUGGCCUCGCUUCCUAAACAGAUUUACCAGCCUUCAGCCCAACAGCAACCCACCAAACCAGUUAAAAUCACUUGUGCAAACUGCAAAAAGCCUUUACAGAAAGGACAGACAGCUUAUCAACGAAAAGGAUCGGCUCACCUCUUUUGUUCUACCAGCUGCCUUUCCUCCUUCUCUCACAAGCGUCCUCCAAAGAAACGCAAUGUACUGUGUAAAAAAGAUGCACCUACAAAAAAGGCUUCUGUUGUUCCUCCAGUGGGCUGGAGCGAGUCCUUCCAAGAACUCCGUAGCAUGUCCUGUGUGUCCCCCUAUGAGAACAGCCAGAAUACCAGAAAAAGAGUUCUGAACAAGUCAAGAUGUACCAUCUGUAGUAAAUUAACAGAGAUUCGCCAUGAAGUCAGCGUUAAUAAUGUAACUCAUAAGCUGUGCAGUAACCACUGCUUUAAUAGAUACCGAAUGGCCAAUGGUCUGAUAAUGAAUUGCUGUGAACAGUGUGGAGAGUACCUGCCCAGCAAAGGUGCCGGGAACAGUGUCCUGGUGGUUGAUGGUCCGCAGAAGCAAUUCUGCUGCCAGAGUUGUGUUAAUGAAUAUACACAGAUGCUGGAAAAAAAAUCAAAAAAAUUAUUAGUGUCAGAAAACAGAAAAAGGAAUGCUGUUAGGAGAGAAAAUGAAAGAUUGUUGAAUACACUUUUGGAAAAAAUGGAGGGAAUACCAGAAAAACAGGAAAAGACUUCAGCGCUACAGGUUUCAGCAGAAUGUAGCACAGAUUCAUCACUGAUGGAACAGGAUGUGAAUGGACCUUCUGUGUCCACCAUAGCUGAUACAUUUCAAGAGCAAUUGGAAGAGAAAACGUCAGAAGACUCCACUAGAGCAGUUAUACUUUCUGCAGAUCCAGGUACAUGGCCCCGAAUUUUGAAUAUAAAACAACGGGACAUUCUUGUCAAAAAUGAUCCACCUCAAGUAAGAAAUUUUAACUUUCCAAAAGACAAUACAGGAAGGAAGUUUUCAGAAACCUAUUAUACACGAAUUCUUCCAAAUGGUGAAAAAAACCCUAGAUCUUGGUUACUUUAUUCGACCUCAAAAGAUUCUGUGUUUUGUCUAUAUUGCAAACUCUUUGGGGAAGGAAAAAAUCAACUGCGGAAUGAGAAUGGGUGCAAAGAUUGGCAGCAUUUAUCACAUAUUCUUAGCAAACAUGAAGAAAGUGAAAUGCACAUUAACAAUGGUGUUAAGUAUUCAAAAUUAAAAUCUGACUUGAAAACAAACGAAAUUGUUGGAGCAGCAGAACACAGAUUACAGGAGAAUGAGAAAAGUGGUAGUGUGCUGUUGUACACAUGAUACACCUGGCAGGGUCCUACGUUUCCUCGGGGACCUGUAUCCUGACAGACAGUCAGUACCAUUUGUGUCGUGAGGGUCCUCUACAGAGUAACGCUCAACAGUUCACUGGCAAUUAAGUAUUAUAUCAUCGCAAAUAAAUCGUAAAGAAUAUUUUUGUUCCAAAUUCUAAAGCUGGUUGGAGUUCAUAGUGGUUAGCACAGGUUUCAAUAGAGGCAAUUGUUAAUUUUUUUCAGUCUGUCAAUUCGUAUCUUUUGAAAUUGGCUUUUGACAGCUUCGCUUAAUUUUCUGUUCUGAUUACCUUGAACGAGGAAGAGAAAGGCUUAAAUUUAUCAAUACCACUUUGAACAAGAUACUUAUGUGAAGAAGUAUUCUCAUCAUUAUUAAAGUAAAAACAUUCAGAAACAGUUUAAGAACAAAAUGGGAUAUGAAACUGCAGCUUUUUGCUAUUAAACCAAAUACUUGUGAUGUAUUUCUUUCGGGCAGAACAUCACUAUUUGAGCAAAACAGCAUCAUUUAUUAAAUAAAUUUUUAAGGUGGCUAGUUUGCAUUUUAUUGGUUUUGUUUUAAUCUGUAAAUGUUUUAGCUUUUAUUGUUAUGUGAAAAUUAUGAGCAUAAAGUGUAUACCUAUUUUCAUGUUG